Rhagoletis zephyria (snowberry fruit fly) is the source of this 300-nucleotide messenger RNA. NCBI's taxonomy places the organism in Eukaryota, Metazoa, Arthropoda, Insecta, Diptera, Tephritidae. The record is from RefSeq and is a predicted model, not a curated record.
AUGCAGAACAUUGAACUGACGUACGUUUCCUGGGCCACCACGGCGCUGGCCGUUGGCUAUGCGGUGUACCUGACGAUGAAGGCUCCCAGUGAGGAUCCAGCUAAAAAGCGCCUUAACGCCAAGAUUCAACUUGAUAAACCAAAGGUGGUCGACACGUGUGACAUUGAAGAUAUCAAGGGAAAGGGGGUCUUCUGUCGAUGCUGGAAGUCGAGCAAGUUUCCGUACUGUGAUGGCAGCCACAAUGCUCACAACGACACCACUGGGGACAACGUUGGCCCGCUGAUUGUCAACAAGAAGUAG